GCCGGUAGGGGGCGUGUUAACCUUCUGGCGCUGCCGGCUUCGCCAUUGGACGAUGCGCUCGGAGGGGGAGGAGCCCCGCGGCGGUGAGCGCUUUAUUGACGUCGAAGAAGAAAAAGAACACAAGAUCGGAUUACAAGAUGGCGGCUUGUGGACGUUAGCAAGAAAGGCCCGUGAAGAGUUGUUGUGUUCUCUGUGAAAUCUCCAGUUUGACAAUAGGCCUCCCCGUCGAGUCGUUUCACGUCGUGAACGUGAUGUGUUUAUGAAAGCAGCUUCCGGUACGCUUCGCCGCUACGGUGAACCUUCACUCGCACGCGCAUGUUUUAUAACAUGCGGGUGGAAACAAAGUUAACAGGUCGAGGCUCGGAAACCACCAGACGGGGUGAGGCGAUAGCUUGUUAUCGCCGACUCUGUUGACCAUGUCGGACACUCGGCGGCGGGUGAAGGUGUACACGCUGAACGAAGACCGGCAGUGGGACGAUCGGGGCACAGGACACGUCUCGUCCACGUUUGUUGAGCGUCUGAAAGGGAUCUCGUUGUUGGUUCGGGCCGAAUCGGACGGAUCUCUGCUAUUGGAGUCGAAGAUAAGCCCGAAUACUGCAUAUCAGAAACAACAGGACACACUGAUUGUCUGGUCGGAAGCAGAUAAUUAUGACCUUGCCCUAAGUUUCCAGGAAAAGGCGGGCUGCGAUGAGAUAUGGGAGAAGAUUUGCCAGGUUCAAGGCAAAGACCCUGCCCUGGACAUCACCCAGGACCCUAUUGAUGAGUCUGAAGAGGAGCACUUCGAGGAGAUUCCAGAAACGAGCCACCUGGUGGAGCUCCCUCCUUGUGAGCUCAGCCGACUGGAGGAGAUCGCUGACCUGGUUACCUCUGUCCUGUCUUCGCCCAUCCGGAGGGAAAAACUGGCCCUGGCCCUGAUGAGUGAGGGCUACAUCAAGAAACUCCUGGGUCUCUUUAGAGUAUGCGAGGACCUGGACAACAGGGAAGGUCUACACCACCUCUAUGAGAUUAUCCGUGGUGUCUUGUUCCUCAAUAAAGCGGCCCUCUUUGAGCUGAUGUUCUCUGAUGACUGUAUCAUGGAUGUGGUGGGCUGCCUCGAGUAUGACCCAGCGCUGGUUCAGCCUAAACGGCACCGGGAAUUCUUGACCAAGACUGCUAAGUUUAAGGAGGUGAUCCCUAUCACGGACUCUGAGCUGCGACAAAAGAUCCACCAAACCUACCGGGUGCAGUACAUCCAGGACAUCAUCCUGCCCACGCCAUCUGUUUUUGAGGAGAACUUCCUGUCCACGCUCACCUCGUUCAUCUUCUUCAACAAGGUGGAGAUUGUCAGUAUGCUGCAGGAGGACGAGAAGUUCCUAACGGAGGUCUUCGCACAGCUCACAGAUGAAGCCACAGAAGACGGUAAAAGGAGAGAGCUCGUGAACUUUGUCAAGGAAUUCUGUGCUUUUUCACAAACGUUGCAGCCACAAAACAGGGACGCUUUCUUCAAAACCCUGGCAAAUCUAGGCAUUUUACCCGCUCUUGAAAUAGUCAUGGGAAUGGAUGACCUGCAGGUGAGGGCAGCAGCGACAGACAUCUUCUCUUACCUGGUGGAAUUCAGCCCCUCCAUGGUCAGGGAGUUUGUCAUGCAGGAACCACAGCAGACGGAUGACGAUGUUCUCCUGAUAAAUGUUGUCAUCAAGCAGAUGAUUUGUGACUCUGACCCAGAGUUAGGAGGGGCCGUCCAGCUGAUGGGUCUGCUCAGGACGCUUAUCGACCCUGAGAACAUGUUGGCGUCCACCAAUAAAACUGAGAAGACAGAAUUUCUGAGUUUCUUCUACAAGUACUGCAUGCAUGUCCUCACCGCUCCUCUGCUGGCCAACACGGCACACGAGAAAAACUCAAAAGAUCUGCAGGAGGGAUCAACUAAGAUCAACCCCGUCUGUCCAGACAACUUCCAGACAGCUCAGCUGCUGGCCCUAAUCCUGGAGCUCCUGACCUUCUGUGUGGAGCACCACACCUACCACAUCAAGACCUACAUCAUGAACAAAGACCUGCUCCGGAGAGUGCUGGUGCUCAUGAACUCCAAACACACCUUCCUCGCUCUUUGUGCCCUGCGUUUCAUGCGCAGGAUCAUCGGCCUGAAGGAUGAGUACUACAACCGCUACAUCAUCAAAGGGAACCUGUUUGAGCCCGUCAUUAAUGUCCUGCUGGACAACGGCACCCGAUACAACCUCCUCAACUCGGCCAUCAUUGAGCUCUUUGAGUUCAUCAAAGUGGUGUGUAGCCGCACAGCAAGUGCACCUUUUUACCUUCGCAUUGAAAAUGCCGGAAGGUUAUGGGUCCAGACCUUCAAGGGCCUGAAGGGCCGGUACGAGCAGGAGAAAGACCGGCAGAGUCAAAGACUCAACAGAUAUCGCAGAGACGCACGAUCGUUGGACGAGGAUGAGGAGUUGUGGUUCAACGAUGACGACGACGAAGACGAUGGAGAGGCCGUGGAGAAGAGCCGAAUGGAGGACGACUUCUCUGACAGCUACGGCAAAUACAUAGAAGCCAAAAAAGGAGCGGCCAACGGAGCGAAUGGUGCCAACAAUAAUGGGAAAGCUGCUGUCAUCCCACCCGCCUCGCCAGCCCUCACUCCAAACAACAGCUCCACCUCCUCCGUCAAAACGGUGGCUCUUCCCGCCACACCGGUAGUGAAGACUGCUAUGGUUGGAUUGGUGGACUACCCUGACGAUGAGGAUGAAGAGGAAGAAGAGGAGGAGGAGGAGGAGGAGGAAGAACAGUCUCCAAGGAAGCGGCCCCGCCUGAGCUCGUAAGGCUAAUUGUCCUCUGUUUGGUCGUAGUGGACGGACACUUGAGUCCCUCCCAUCCUCCCUCCUCUGGUCGUCUCAUUGGUCCUUGGCCUGCCUGCGCCACAUGUCGGUCUCACUGAGGAGACGGGCAACGACGAGCUCCCACCUCCCCUGAUCUCGGCUGCUCUCGCUCCCUCCGUGGAAGGAGAUGGAGAGCGUCUCUGUUGGCAAAGACAAAUCAGUCUGUUCCUUCAGCCUGUUGAUUUUACCUCUUUUUUUAAAUAACAGCCUCCUCUAGAAGAUCCCAAAAUCCCCUUUCAUCCCCCUGAGUGGAAACUCAUUGACUCGUUGCAAACCCCCCCCCCCUUCCUCUCUUUCAUAACUCUCCUGCUCUCCCAGUUCUGACCUCCUCCUCAACAACUUUUCUCCUCCUCAUCCACCAUCCUACGUACCGACCAGAGAGGCUUCGGCGGACGUAGCGUUGCCAAGGCGGUUCCCCACUCUGCUCUGUUGCUAUAGCAACAGUAGCAAGGAAGCUGCGGUCCCCCACAGGAAAACCCUCAUUUGAACUCGCCCUUCCAUCCUCCUCGAAUCCCAAACCCACGAGUUCCAGAGACGGGGGAAGCCAGAACACAACCAGCCGGCGGACGAACUGUCGGGCAGGCCAGUCAGGCGAGCGGGACGAGCCGUCGUAGUUAUAGGAAGCUUGACUGGCUGACGCCGUGUGUGCCGCCCUGCCGACGGAGCGGUUCUCCUUUGUCGGGGAGAGAGGGAUCGAGGCAACAUGGAAGAAACGAAAUGUUCAGAGUUGAGGGAGGUCACACGUGUACCAGGAUGACUAAACUCAGCAGUUAUGAGGCUCAGAUCCAGAGGAGCAGGACUCAAACCUACACUAGCCAUGGCGUCAAUAUGGCCAAGGCACACACACACACAGGACUGCGUAUGCCAGAAAUCCUGUAUUUCAUGACUUUGUUCAAAAGUACUGUACAUAUGUUUUUUUCUUCUUUUUAAUCAUUUUCCUUGCUCUGAUUUUCAAUGGGGGGGAGACGCCUACCUGCCUGUGUGUUUGUUGUUGUUGCACACGGUGGGGGUCUCUGUUCACCCGUCAGUUCAUUUGAUUCAAUGUAAAAUGCAGAGAUGUUGCAAAUGCUGGUUUUAAAAAUAACGUAUUAAAACUGCAGUAAAGUCCUUUUUAAAAAAAGAUUUUUAUUUUUUUGCAGCCCACAUUUUUGAGGAUGUCGAGUUUUGUAUUUUAGUGGAUUUAAGAAUUUAGUGGCCUCGUUAUGAUGCGCACAUUUUUUUUUUUGUUGAACUGUGACAAACCUGAGCUGUUGGUGUGCUUAGAGUAGGUUUAGUACACACACUUGUUUAAAGACUUGGCAUCCUCGGACGGAUCUCAGGUUCAGAGUUCUCUGCGUCAGAAACUAGCGGCUGUAAGGCUGGUGGAACACGAGGGGCCAGGGGCCUGCAUCCCAGUUCUAGGGGCCACAAUGUUACACAGCAGCUGUUUUUUGGCCCGUGACAUAAAAACUACAAUCCAAAACAAUUUGAAGGAACGCCUUUUUUCCCCCCUUUUCUUUUUCUAAAGUUUAGUUUGUAUUCUAUGGUUGGAUGAGCUGCGUAUGAGUUCUGACGAGAUGAUUUAACCCCCAGAGUUGAUGAGGAACUGUAAGUGGACCAUUUCUGAUGUCGCGGGCGUUACGAGGUCGCAGGAGACGGGUCGUUUGUCGUCGUGCAGCUUCUCUCCUGAUCGCACCACGAGCAGACAGAGGCAGCGGAGGGAGUCCAAAUGGGCUGGAGAUGCCAAAUCACACGGACGUCCAUCUCCAACGUCCGAGUCGUGCGCAGCAGGCUAGCAGCACCAGUGUAAAAAUAUAAUUGCCAAUAAUGUGCUUUUCAGGAGUUCAGCCGUACAUGAGCAGCGAAUUGUCUUCCCCCCCCGGUCUGUUAGCGACAACACCAACAAUUUGACUGCCCCCCCCCCCCCACACCCUUGAUGAAUUUGUACCAAGUGCAUUUACUACCACUAUCCAUUCUUAACAUUUGUAUGAAUUUAUUUGAUAAGUUUUGAAAUUAAAUGUGACCCUGACAUUGAACUUGUAAAUCUGGCUUUGUUUUAAUAAUUUGCUGAUUGGGCACUUUUCGCUAAAAAAUAUUUUUAUUGUUUUUUAAUUAUUCCUUUUGAUUCCAGGUAUUGUAUCUAAACUCCCCAGACUUGAUUUUUUUUUUAGAUGUGGAAUACAAUUUGUACACGUUUUACAGUAAGGGAUUGACAGCAAUGUUUUUGUACCAGUAAAAGUUUAAAGUCUUCUGUCCUGAGGAGAAUUGUUUGAGAACAUGUGGUACUGGAUCCCUCGUGCGGAACACCAAGGCUCCAUCAGCACGAAUCAAAAACAUAUUUGAUUGAGUCAAGGUCUUAAAUGUUACAUUCUGAAAAAUGAACUAAUACGUCCGUCUAUAUCCGGUCAUUUAUUUUAAAAGUGUCAUGUCGAGACGUUCGUCUCGGUCACGUGAUACUUGACCUAAAACAUCAACAAGCUAGCGAAAAUGAGCAAAUAACAUCUUCGGAGAACUUCUUUGGUCCAUGAGGAGACUGAGCCGACGAGAGGAGAGCUCUCAUCCUCACUGCCGCGUGAGAGGAGCCACUGAUUGUAUAUUCACGAGGAUGAAUCCGUCUUAACCCUAAACAGCACUUUAAAUCAGCAGGUUGAGGGUUCAGCCUUCAUUCUACACUUGGAAAGUGAAGUGAGUUCAUGUUUCAGUCGUGUGUACUAAUUGGAACUAGGCCUCAUGGAGAGACAAUGACUAAUGCAAACACACACGCGUACACGAGGAGAGGGGAUCUCUCUUCGGCCUUUCCAGAGGUUUUCAUCCAGCGCUUCGGCUGGGCACCUGUUGCUGAUCUGGGUCCAUUAGGCCCACUUUAACACCUUCAACACGAAAUAAAUAAAUACAAAUAACAAUUGCCGGAUGUUGAAAGCUGUACUAUUGUCAGGUUUAAUAUUUUAAUAAGCAAUAAAAAAUUGGUACCAAAAGACGGCUGUAUGCAUAGAGGCUUAUACACACAGUCUGGGGUCGAGCUUGUUUCUAUAAAAUGUGAUUUAUUCAACAGCGUUUAUGAAAUACUGCAUUCCUCGUAGGAAGCGACACACACGCGUUGCCUCUGGCAACGAGCGUUCCUCUCGACUUCCUCUGCUCCUCGGCGAGGGCGAGCCGCGACGGCGUCAUCACCUCGCUAACGUCACCGUCGUCACUCACGGAUACGUUCAGGACUUUUCUUUUGUGGCGGUUUUAUACAGAUAAAACAUGCAAAAUCACUCCUUCAGUCGCGAGUCGACUGGCGAGCACAACGAUGAGUCAUGAGUCACGGUUACUGAUCACCACCGGAUCAGUGUUGCAGAAUAACCAAUACUGUCGAUAGUGAAGCGCUGCAUUGUUAAAUAUUUUUAGUCGUGUACAUGCAGCAAAUACAGUUUCCAUUUCAGCGUGAGGAGGGGGGGGGGGGGCUUUCGAGGCCACUACAGUCCAGACACUUUGCAUUUAGAAUUCGGACACAGACUAAAUGACAUUAAAGUGGCCAAUCAGGAGCGCCGUGGACACACGUUGUCACACGUGAUGUAGAAUCAAAGCCGUCUGGGUUCUCCACUCAACUCGAGUAACACUGGCAGCAUGUUGUCUGACCGGUCGGUGGGACCGGUCAGUGUGUGUGUGUGUGUGUGU
Molecule: messenger RNA, 6491 nt
Organism: Pseudoliparis swirei
Lineage: Eukaryota; Metazoa; Chordata; Actinopteri; Perciformes; Liparidae
Product: serine/threonine-protein phosphatase 4 regulatory subunit 3-like
Exons: 16
Coding region: 417-2795 (792 amino acids)
Biological process (GO): DNA damage response; protein dephosphorylation
Cellular component (GO): protein phosphatase 4 complex; nucleoplasm
Molecular function (GO): protein phosphatase activator activity
Source: RefSeq, a predicted model, not a curated record